Python bivittatus (Burmese python) is the source of this 933-nucleotide messenger RNA. RefSeq names its product proto-oncogene Mas-like. The record is from RefSeq and is a predicted model, not a curated record. Gene Ontology annotation, biological process: G protein-coupled receptor signaling pathway. Gene Ontology annotation, molecular function: G protein-coupled receptor activity. Gene Ontology annotation, cellular component: plasma membrane. NCBI's taxonomy places the organism in Eukaryota, Metazoa, Chordata, Lepidosauria, Squamata, Pythonidae.
AUGGAAACAUCUGUUACUCCUUAUGGUCAACUCUUCCAUAAUUUAACACAAAAUAUUAUAACCGGCUUCACUAUUGUUAGUUGUAUUUUGGGCCUGGUGGGAAAUGGAAGGAUGAUUUAUCUACUGGCCUAUUCUGUUAAGAGGAAUUCUUUCACCACAUACAUCCUGAAUCUCUCCAUCGCUGAUUUUGGGGUCCUCAUAUCCCUCAUUGUGUCGUUUAUAUUUGUGGCUUUCUCAAUUCUGUUUGCAAGAGCUUACCUUCUCGAUACCUUUUUCUUUUUCUUUUUCGAGCUCUUUUUCUUCACCUAUUCUUCUAGCCAGUUUCUCCUGAUGGCCAUCAGCCUGGACAGGUGCGUGGCUGUCCUCUUCCCACUGUGGCAUCACUGUCAUCGUCCGCCAUAUUUGUCUGCCAUUGUUUGUGGCAUCAUAUGGACCCUCUCCUUCCUGCUCACUGCAGUGCACUUCAUUCUCCACCAGACCAGGAGCUUUGGAAGUUCACCUUUAGUUUACCAGCUGAUUGUGAAUGGUUUACUUUGCAUGCCGCUCAUGGUUGUGUCCACUGUGACCCUCUUGUUCCACGUGGGCUCAAAAGCACAAUGCAAGCAAAGGAAGCUGCUGACCGCCAUCUUGCUGGCUCUCCUUUUCUUCCUCCUUUUUUCUGUCCCAAUGAAUGUCGUUUAUGUCUUAGAAUAUUUGGAUCCCCCUCAUUACAUUCUCAUGACAAUUGGCAUAGGAUGUGCUGCUCUCAACAGCAGCAUCAACCCCCUCCUCUAUUUCUUAGUCGGGAGGAAACAGACAGGAAAGGAUCAGCCCAGAGCAUCUUUGAGGGUUGCUCUGCAAAGAGUCUUCAGGGAUGAGCAGGACAAGCCAGAAAAGCAGAAGACCAUGGAGGAAGACCAGUUGUGAAGAGUCACUAUAACUGUAUAUUCAUUU